UCAAAAUGGCGGCAGAAUUGAACGAAAUGCUGCGUAAACAGUUCGUAGAAAAUGUCAACCAAGGUAAUUUUGAUGAAGUUUGCCGAAUUUUAGAACUUGGACAAGUGGAGGCUGACAUUUUGGAUGAGAAUGGAAUGACCCCAUUAAUGCAUGCUGCAUACAAGGGAAAACAUGAAAUUUGCCAACUUCUCAUUGACAAAGGUGCUGAUGUCAACUGCGCCAAACACGAACACAUGUACACGCCUUUGAUGUUUGCCUGUUUAUCAGGCUCAUUGGAGACGACCAAGGUUCUUUUGGAAGCAGGAGCUGAUAAAGGAGCUAGAAAUGACAUUAAUAGAACAGCGUCACAGUUAGGAGCAUUUACAGGUCGUCACGACUGUGUCAGUCUCAUCAACAAUUUCAUAUCGCUUAAGGAGUUUGAAUCUUUUACAAAAGGGUCAAAUGCCGUAAUUGAUUCCGAUUUGUUGGGACCUCUGCAGAACUAUAUCCUCAACAACAAUCUGAGUCCAGUGAGGUUGGUCUUCUUCCUUCAAGAAAACAUGGAACUGGUUGAAAAUUACCAGCCAAUCGUUAAAGUCUUGAAGAUAAAAUGUAAAUCGUAUCUCAAAGAUUCUCACGCCUCCAAUGACGUAAUGUCGAUGAAGUUGCAUUACGUCGCCAAUGUGUUGCAACAUUGUGCCCGUUGGCACCUUGGGAUGCAAGGUCAACAUGGUAUCGAUGGAUUUUUAAAGUACUUGAUAAAAGGUCGACCGAGCGACGGUUUCCCGUUAGGAACAGAAGAUUUCAUCAGGCAGACUAUCCGGGAAUAUAGUUAUUCUGAGACAACAAUAUUACGUCAGCUUGUGACGUCAAUAGCUCCUGUGAAAAAGGGCGAUGAACCUACGGCAUUAAGUUGCCUUACACAAGUCAUCAACGGCAUUCACAGCAUGCAACAAAGCAAUUUGUGCUCUACGUGCUCUCAACCUAAUGCUGAGCGAAGAUGCUCCGCUUGUAAAACGGUCACGUAUUGCAACUCUAAAUGUCAGAAACUUCAUUGGUUCACGCAUAAAAAAAUGUGCAAGCUCGCGACGAACGCAGAAAGAGAAAUUUAACGAAGUUAAGAUAAUUAUUGCUAAUUUAAUUAUGAUAUAAAUGUUCAGUGCGGAGUAUGUUGAUGCAAUGUCAACCCUCGGCUAGUUUGCCGUGCAAACUUAUACAUAACUGUUUUAGUGGCUAUGAAAGAAAAUGAACGAUAAAAGCCGUAUUGUGUAUAGUACUUAACUUGUAAAAAUUGCAUGACUUGCCAGGUCUAUCAACGAAUUAUUGCUCGAUACGAAAUUAUAAUUUAAAUCAUCUCUGUA
Xenia sp. Carnegie-2017 is the source of this 1340-nucleotide messenger RNA. RefSeq names its product ankyrin repeat and MYND domain-containing protein 2-like. The transcript has 12 exons. The record is from RefSeq and is a predicted model, not a curated record. Gene Ontology annotation, molecular function: protein binding. Bases 6 to 1091 code for a protein of 361 amino acids. Lineage: Eukaryota; Metazoa; Cnidaria; Anthozoa; Malacalcyonacea; Xeniidae.